Sycon ciliatum is the source of this 2865-nucleotide messenger RNA. RefSeq lists its product as uncharacterized. Gene Ontology annotation, molecular function: nucleic acid binding. Lineage: Eukaryota; Metazoa; Porifera; Calcarea; Leucosolenida; Sycettidae. The transcript has a single exon. The record is from RefSeq and is a predicted model, not a curated record. Bases 210 to 2849 code for a protein of 879 amino acids. Gene Ontology annotation, biological process: DNA integration.
GCUUCCGCAGGGUACCCUUUGGGGUCAUUUCUAGUCCGUUUCUUCUUUCGGCGACACUGCACCACCAUCUUCGAUCGCAGCCUGACUCGACAGAUUCGCACGACAUACUGGACAACCUGUAUGUGGACAACGUGCUCGUCGGAAAAUCAGGUGUCCACGACAGCCUCCGGUACUACCAACAUGCGAAGUCCGUGUUUGCUGAGGCUUCCAUGAACCUCCGAGAGUGGGCGUCGAAUUCAGCCGACUUCUUGGAGAUGUUGCCCGAGAAGGACAGGGCCAAGGGAUCCUCCCAGAAAUGCCUGGGGAUUGACUGGAACUUCAAGAAUGACACGCUCCAGGUCCCAUCCAUUUCUGCAACAGCCCGCGUUGUCAGAACCAAGCGUGAGUUGUUGCAAGCCAUUGCACAAUUCUUUGACCCCUUAGGUCUGCAUUCACCAGUAGUUACUGCUGCGAAGAUUCUCAUGCAAGAUGUCUGGAAACUAUCGUGCGACUGGGAUGAUUACCUCAGUGAUGACAUUCUUUCUCGAUGGCAGUCUAUUGCAGAAUCCAUGGAUGCAGCAUCCGACCAAGUCGUACCUCGCUCAUUUGGUCUGAAUCACUUGGACACAGAGCGUUACGAGUUACAUGUUUUCUGCGAUGCCUCCAAGUCAGCCUAUGGCGCGGCUGCUUACCUUCGAAAGAUUGGAGAUACGCACUGCACGUCAGAUCUGAUCUUCUGCAAGACGAGAGUCGCGCCUGUGAAAGCAAUCACAAUUCCCCGCUUGGAACUUCUAGCCGCUCAGCUGGGAGUCCGGAUUGUCGAGUUCAUUCAGCGUCAGCUCACGGUUGAGUUCACACGGAUCUGCGUCCACUCCGACUCCUCCUGCGUCCUCGGAUGGAUACGUAGUAAGAAGAAACAGUCACAGUUCGUUGAGAAUCGACUCACCGAAAUUCGAAAGAACCCUGCCAUUGAGUUCUUUCACACUCCGACUGACCUCAACCCAGCCGACCUUCCUUCUAGAGGUCAAUCGCCAUGUCCUGGAAACGUCGACCUUUGGUGGCAUGGGCCAACUUGGCUUUGCGAGUUGCAGGGGUCCCCACCUUCCUUUCCGGGGGAGGAUCCUGUACGGUUGACCACACCCACUCCUGAUGAGUUUGCAAAAUGUGUUACAGCAGAUGAGACUCUGAUCGCUGAUGUUCAGCCAGAAUACACACCCUUUGGCAUCGAUCCAUCCAGAUUCUCAUCAUGGAGCAAAUUGACCCGAGUGACAGCUUGGUCGGCACGAUUCAUUGCGAAAUUGCAAGGACGAACUACUCAGAGUGACACCACACUAUCCGCAACCGAAUUGCAAGAAGCCACAACACUGUGGCUGAAAUAUGCCCAGCGCCAACAGUACUCUGAUGUUCUAAUGGCUCUCGAAAGCGGCAACAAGCACGACCUCGUGCAUAAGUUAGACCUCUUCAUAGAUCAGAAGGGAAUCCUCAGGUGCGGAGGUCGCCUGAAGCAUGCCGAAUUGAACAUCGAGACUCGCUUUCCAGCUCUUCUUCCGCAUCGAGGACCACUAACGGCACUAAUCGUGACCCACUUCCACAAGAUGAUACUUCAUUCUGGAGUAAGUCACACACUGAGCAGAAUCCGCCGGGAGUACUGGAUCACACAAGGAAGAAGCACUGUGAAGUCAAUCCUGAGAAAGUGCCACACGUGCAAGAGAGUCGAAGGAUACCACUAUGCCACUCCUCCGUUUGCGCCUCUUCCACCAGAGUGCCUUAACCCUUCCUUAGCAUUUACUUUCUGCGGAGUCGACUACUUCGGUCCGAUGUACACCAAGGAACAGUCCGUAUCCAAGAAGGUUUGGUGUGUGCUGUACACAUGCCUAGUCACGCGUGCAGUCCACCUGGAACUUGUACCAACUAUGUCCACCGUCGACUUUAUUGAUUCAUUCCGAAGAUUUGUUGCGCGUCGUGGUUUGCCGGAACGCAUCUGGUCCGAUAACGCUCCCCAAUUUAAGCACGCGGACAAAUCACUUACUGAGGCUUGGCGAGGAAUGGUGAAGGAUCCGGAUCUAAUGAAUUACAUGGGAGAGCAAGGCGUCGACUGGAGAUUCAUCGUUGAGCAUGCACCGUGGAUGGGUGGCUGCUAUGAACGUAUGGUUGGCAUUGUUAAGCGCUCGCUACGCAAGUCCCUCGGCAAGCAAGUCCUGACCAGCGACCAACUAUACACCGUGCUGACGAAAGUAGAAGCUGUUGUGAACACCAGGCCACUGGUUGCUCAUGCUGACGAGUUCCGGGGGGUGGGGGGUCCUCUGACACCGGCUCAUUUCUUAUCCCUCCGUUCUAAUCUUAUCUUCCCUAGUUUUCUUGAUACUGAUGUACAUGAUGACCCACAUUUUCUUGUAUCUAGCUCUAAAACGUAUAAUACGCUUUGGAAACGAGGCCAGCAGUGUCUGGAAUCGUUUUGGCAAUGCUUCCAGAACGACUAUCUCACCAGCCUACGAGAACGCCCACUUAGUGCACCAGCCAAGAGAAGCGAGAAUGCGGAGCCACGUGUGAACAGUGUUGUGCUGAUCAAGGAGAGCGGCAUGCCAAGAGGGACAUGGAGACUGGGCAGAGUGGUGGAUAUUUAUGACAGCCAAGAUGGAUGGGUGAGAUCAGCGACUGUGCAGCUUGCGUCUCAGAAACAGGUCCGUCGCCCAGUUUCCCACUUGUACCCAGUCGAAGUAGCUAGUGAUGCCAGUCAAGUCUCCGUCACUCAUGAACCAGCAACUACUCACAGCGACGCGUCCGUCACACCACCAGCCAGGCCACGCCGCGCUGCUGCUCAGAAAUGCCAGAAUAUGGUUCGCAGGCUGAGGGAUGAUGAUGCACUGUGAGUUAGUUAUGUACUUU